Molecule: messenger RNA, 601 nt
Organism: Asparagus officinalis (garden asparagus)
Lineage: Eukaryota; Viridiplantae; Streptophyta; Magnoliopsida; Asparagales; Asparagaceae
Exons: 3
Coding region: 83-481 (132 amino acids)
Source: RefSeq, a predicted model, not a curated record
ACCAAUUUGCGUCACAGACUGUUCCAUUCCCAAAACCGAACCCAUAUUUUGAUUCCCAAUCCAAUUACAACCGUCGAACUCAAUGAAAAAAUCCUCCCCCCCACAACAACCAUCAGAAUCUCGUAGAACCCUGAAACCUCCAAUGGCAUUGGCUUCAAGCACUACAACCAGUUACAAGAACGGGGGGUUUCUUGAAGUGGUGUGUAGGAAGAGGGACAGGGACAGGGAUCAGCGCUACCCUUACCAAGUGGUUGAGAUCACUCCGCCGCCGCGCCAUCUCGGCGUCCGAUGCCUCCCUAUGAAUAUACACUGUGGAGAGAGCGUGACAAUUGAAGGCCAAAUGUAUACAGUAUCAGCUGUGACGCACCGGUACCAGCUGCGCAAGGGGAAAUAUGAACCAAGUGAGAAGAGGCUUGAUGUGCAGUCAACUGGAAGAUACAUCCUCAAUUUGUAUUUGGAUAAUCUUUUAGAGAAGUCAUGAAUAUAAUUAUCAAUCGGAAACCGAGAUCAAUAUCUUAAACAUAGCCUACCUCCACUUUUUUGUUGAUGAUGUUUUCUUUAACUUAUUGUAUAUCUAUGAACAGAGAAAUUCUCGCGGGUU